Messenger RNA from Acanthoscelides obtectus, 693 nucleotides. The record is from the annotation of a GenBank genome assembly. NCBI's taxonomy places the organism in Eukaryota, Metazoa, Arthropoda, Insecta, Coleoptera, Chrysomelidae.
AUGAACGAGCCACCAGAGGUAGAGGAACAAGACGAAUUCGAGCUCCAUUUCAAGGACUUAAAGUCGCGGAUGAAACUUAUAGCAUCUGCGGAUCCAGAUCAGUACCUUAGCGACCUAUCUUUGAGGAGAUACCUUAACGCGUUUGGAGACGCGGACAAAGCCUUUCAUGCUAUUCUGAAGACCAACAAAUGGCGAAGGGAAUAUGGCGUUAAAGACCUUACCAAGGAUCAUCCGGUUAUGAGAAGGUAUAUUGGGGAGAACAAGGCUAUCAUCUUGGACUAUCGAGACGGCUUGGGUCGUCCAGUCAUUUACAUACCAGCCAAAAAUUAUAACUCUUCCAGUCGAAAUUUGGACGAAAUGACGAAAUUUAUCGUAUACUGCCUGGAAGAAGCCUCAAAUAUGUGCGUAGAGGACUUUACAGAUGACAUAUGCCUCGUGUUUGAUCUGAGUGGGUUUAAUAUAAGUAGCAUUGACUACCAGUUGGUCAAAAACAUCAUAUGGCUGAUUAGCAAACAUUAUCCAGAACGAUUGGGCGUGUGUCUGAUACUAAAUGCUUCAUCUAUGUUUUCUGGUUGCUGGACCAUUAUCAAGGGCUGGUUGAAUAAGAAAACGACACAGAAGGUACACUUCAUUGAUAAUGAAGAACAGCUCAGCCGGUAUCUGCUGCCUGCUAUCAUACCAGAAGAAGUAUAA